GAAACCAUACAUACACUCUUUUAACCGGAAAUCAAAAUGGCUGCUACUUUCUCGACGCCAUAGAUUUAGCGAGUCAACUCUCCAUGUUUUCGCCUCAUUAUGAUUUACUGAAAGUACAACUACAAAAUUCGUGUCGUAUUAUGAACUGUUUGACGGAAGCUUCAGAAGCAAUAGGAGCUUUCGACGUUGCGGACGAAUUAUUAUGAAUCUUGACCCGCUGUCGUUCGCUCUUUCGCAAAUCACUUACGCUGUUGCGAAUUUGAAUAAAAAAAAUUAUAAGCAUAGCGUCAGUGAGAUUAAUAAUCUAAUAGCGAGUCACGGUAACGAAGCCUAUACUCACUUGUUUCGGUGCCUCUUUGCUUAUAUUGACUUGUCUUUUGACGCGAAGAAUGGUGGUAAGGAUAACCACCAGAUUCAGCUGUUAGUUCAAGAAAUCCACGCGCUACUCGUUAAACCAAAUUUGCCUUCUGUUCUCUGCUCGGCUUUAGAUAAUCCAAUUAGUAAUAAGGAAUUAAUUAUCACCCAGCAGCUGCUUACGACUCUCUCCAAGCAACUACAACUGAAUAGUAUUGAAGAGAUCGCGUUCAGCUUAUCGCUUUUGCAUUCGUCUAAUUCAGAAACAAAGAAGAACGCUUCUUCAUUUGCAAAAGCAAAGUUAUCAAACCUUAUCCAGUGCGUGUCUGCCGAAGAAGAUAUUAAAAACGCUGAUAUCAGUAUCUUGCAAGAAGUCUUACUGCUGGACGAUUCUAACGUACUGAAAGAGUUUAUCAUAAAGAAUAUAGGAGACAAUCGCACAAGUUUUCUACUUGAUUCAAUUCAUUCUUCAGAAAUAUCUCUUGACGCACCUUUGCCUCAUACAGAAAUGUCAGAACCAUUUACAGAGUCUACUCUGGCAAAAGCCAUACGAGAGAUUGGCUAUGUAUUUACAUCUUCGGUGGAUGAAUGCAAGAGAACUUUAACUCAAUUUGAUAGCCGUAGCAUAACGGCUGAGAGUGUUGCUCGAGUGUUGGGAAUGAUGGCCAACAGUCUGGGCAACUUAAAAGCAGACGAUAGUAUUUCUUUGAAUGCUCUUGGGGGAAGUCCUUACACAGAUGGACCGGAAGUUCAUACUUGGAAAGGAAUUGUCUUUGCAAGAACUGUCCAGGAAGUAUCUCCUCAUAUCAACUUUCGAGACGUUGUGGCCAAACUAGAUUAUCCCUAUUUCAACGUCUCUACUGUAGAUGGUCUCAAACUAAUUGUUCAAGCGAUUACUUUGAGUAUUCCAUUCCCUGUUGACCUGCUCUUUCGACCUUGGGAAAAUACUGAAGGCCAGCUAUCAAUAAUUGCUUUAUGUGUGAAAUACCCAAAGGUCUUGAAAAUCUUUGACAAUCCAGUUAAAAGCGUUGCAUUGGAUGUAUUGAAAACUCAACCAGACGAGGAGAUUGUAUCUGUGUGGAAAUGCUUAGAUAUACAUGAAGUUCUACUAAGGAUAUCAGAACAGUUUUAUCCAGAAAGCAAAGAGCUUUUUAAGUUUCCGGCUCAAAAUUGUCCAGAAGUUCUUAUCUUGGCUCUGUUGCAAGUUCCAUUCUGGAAUAAAUUGAAGCACGAUCUGAUCAAACAACUCUUUCCACACUUUUUGAACAAUCAUGCUAACUCAACACCUAUCUUACAGUAUGCAUGGAAUGUGAAUGGAAAGGCUCAGGAAAUGCUGAUAAUGAGUAUGCAGGAGUACUAUAUCAGAGGUGAACAACAAGAUCAGACUUUAGGAAGGCUAUUAGAUGUAGCCCAAGAUUUGAAAGCAUUAUCUGUACUGCUAAAUCUUAAACCAACCAUGUUUGUCAUUGAUUUAGCGUGCUUAGCUAGUCGCCGAGAGUAUCUCAACAUGGGGAAAUGGUUAAGUGAUAAAUUAGUUGAACAUGAGGGACAAUUGGUAGACAUGUGUGUUAAUUUUCUGAAACAAAAAUAUCCAAUGCUACAUAAUCCUCAUGAAGAACCAAAAAUGAAGAAUCUAAUAUUGACUGUAGAGCAAGUUUUGAAUAUGACCAAAAUACUGCAGGAAUUUUGCUUACAAAGGCAUGCUAUUAGUAAUGAAACGAAGCAAAAUGUAGAAACCAUUUAUCAAAACGCUAAUAGAGUCUUCAGUAAAAUGUAUUCUCCUGGAGUACCUGGUCACUCCUCGCCUAAGUUGCCCCAUGCGAUGCCGCCUGUUCAAAACAAUUUAAUAAGUCCAUCUCUCCAGCAACCUAGCUCUCACGUUUUGAAACACGUGCCAUUUGAUUCUGCCGUAACUUCAGUCGUUGGUCUUAAAGGCACCACUUCUGGUCCUCAACAUAAUACCACUAAUACAACGACACCAUCUCAACAAUUACCCGUUAAUCCUCCUUACUCAGACGACGUGGAAGAAGAGGCCAAUUCCUAUUUUCAAAGGUUGUAUAGCCAAUCCCCCCAAGAUGUCUUAAGCGUCCAAGCUUUAUUAGAUAAAUUCAAGAUAUUUAAAGUUUCGAGUGACCAUCGUGAUAAAGCAGUUUAUUCAUGUAUGCUUCGAAGCCUAUUUGACGAAUAUCGAUUUUUUCAUCAAUAUCCUGAUAAAGAACUUGAGACAACAUCGCAAUUAUUUGGGGGUAUUAUUAAGGAGGGACUGGUAACUUACAUGAACCUAGGAUUGGCCUUACGCUAUGUGCUCGAAGCUCUUAAAAAACCAAACAAUGCAAAAAUGUAUUAUUUCGGUAUAACAGCCCUAGAAAAAUUCAAAACUCGGCUAAAGGACUAUCCGCAAUACUGUCAUCACUUAGCCGCACUACCGCAUUUUUCUUCGCUUCCUGAUAACUUGAAGGUAUUUAUCGACUGUGGAAUGAGAUCGCAAUCACCACCAACACCAGGUGCUAUUAGCUCUGUGUUACCACAUAACCCUGCGCCAUUAGAAACAUCGCUAUCAACGAUCUUACCAAGCGCUCGAAUGUCAACAGUUGCCUCUCAUCCAGCCUUACCUGCUGCCGCAGCACCGACACAAACAACUUCACAAGCAGUCCAACCAUCCCCUGGCUUACAGCAUGUCACAAUUCAGCGUCCUGUUCCUGGACAAGUUGUUGGAAAGCCGUCAAUAGCAAACACGACCAACAUUGAUACUUUACUUGCUAAUCAAGAUAAAUUUACAGUUCCUCCUGAAAGUGUUCAAGACAAAAUUGGCUUUAUAUUUAACAAUCUGUCAAAAGCAAAUAUGUCAGAAAAAUCGAAGGAAUUACGAGAGUGCGUUUCAGAAGAGUAUGUGCCAUGGGUUGCACAAUACCUUGUGAUGAAAAGGGCUUCUAUAGAACCGAAUUUUCAUAGCUUAUAUGACAAAGUAAUAUCAGAGUACAAUGCGCCUAAUUUCUUUGAUUUGGUUGUAAAGGAAACAUUUAGGAACAUUAAAGUACUCUUAACUAGUGAUAAAGGAGCAGCUAACUUCUCAGAUAGAUCUCUUCUCAAGAACCUUGGACACUGGCUAGGUCUACUAUCAGUUGGUAAAAAUAAACCAAUUUUAACUUCGGAUAUUGACUUGAAGUCUUUACUCUAUGAGGCAUACCAUCGAAGAAGCCAAGAAUUGCUGUAUGUUGUUCCCUUCGUCGCUAAAGUAUUAGAAUCCUGUGCAAAAAGUUCAAUAUUUGCCCCUCCUUGUCCGUGGACGAUGGGGUUGAUUAAUGCCCUCGCCGAACUUCAUCACGAACCGGACUUGAAACUUAACUUGAAGUUCGAGAUCGAAGUAUUGUGUAAAAAUCUUAGAGUGGACAUAGGUGAUUUGAAACCCAAACGCUACUUGAGAAAUCCUGAGCGAUACGCUAAAUUAGAAUUCCAGCUUUCUCCUCAAGUCCACCAAUUGCAACCACCUCCAAAGGACAUGGCCUCAGCAAUUGUCGCUCAGAUUCAACAUCCACCACUUACUCCAGAAACCCCAGUGAGUGCAGGGAUGGCAAUGCAACAAGUACACACUCCAGUUCAACAACCUGUUGUUACUCAAACUACUCAGCCGUGUACGCCACAAUUCUCAUAUAUGGACAUUAACCUGAAUACAGGUGUCAUGCCCUUAAUCACCGUUAAUGAGAAUUUACCAUUACUAAUUCAGUUUCCACAAGUGAAAAACGUCAUAAAACCAUUUAUUCAAACAGCAGUUAACGAACUUCUCAAACCUGGAGUAGAAAGGAGUAUUAAAAUUACAUUGAUGACAGUAGAACAUAUAAUCAAAAAAGACUUCGCUCUUGAGGGAGAUGAAACAAGAAUGAGAAGUGCUGCCCAGCAAAUGACCAGAAAUAUGACAGCUGGAAUGGCACUAAUAACUUGUAGAGAGCCCCUCUUAGUCUCUUUAGUGGAUAAGCUGAAAACAACCAUCAACACGGUCCUUCAAAAGCUUCCUGUUGUUAGUGCACAAUAUAUAAGUACAACUCAAAUGAAAGAUAUGAUUGAAUAUGCAGUCAACACGAUAAGUCAAGAUGCUAUUGAAGCUUGUGUAGCUUUCAUCCAGAAAACAGCAGUUGAGGAUGCUUUAGUUGAAAUUGACAAACGAUUAGCUUCAGAAUAUGAGAUCCGAAAGCAAGCUAGAGCUGAGGGUCGUCUACACAAAGAUACGAAUGUGCUGGCCUAUUUUCACGAAAGGAUGCCGGAACAGAUAAGAAUCAAAACAGGAUCUUCUCAAUUUAACGUCGUAUACGAAGAAUUCGGAAGAUAUAUUCCAGGGUUUUCCACCACUGGAAUGCCAUCAGCACCUUCAGUUUCAUCUGAAAUGCAGCAGAGCACACCGCUAAGGAUAACCAACUUUUCGGGAAUUAAUACAGACGAAUUAUGCUCGGGCUUCAAGCGUCUUCUUGCCAAGAUGGAAUCCGGAAUUCACCAACUGAUGAAUGUAAUUUUGCAGCCUAAUAUACAGAGUCAUUUAAACCUAUUGUUAGAAAAACUUGUGUCUGCGUCAAUGGCAGAUCGUGAUGGUCAUACAGCUACGUGUAGUGUCGUUGCUCAGGCAGUUGAUGGGCUGUUGGAGAGUUAUAGCACACAAGCUCAAAAUGUUGAUUUAUCAAGACUGGAGGAAUUCAGAAAGAUUCACAUGAUGGUUUUACAAGCCCUAUAUGAUUUAAAUCCACAUAGUCAACAGUGGACGGUUAAACAAGUGACUCGUUGCCUCAUAGAAAAGCGUGAUGACACCGUAAGAUGCGUGGAGGUUGUGGAGAGAUUAAUAAAAGCAAAGCUCGUUCACAUGCAACAGUAUGAUACAGCUCUAGGUCUUUUGAUUAAUGAUCAAGGUCAUUUGCAUAUGCUUCCAUUAGCAAUGACUCUUUGUGAAAAUCUACUCCUUCCAAAAGAGAAACAUGGAUUAACAACCCCGUUCUUGACAGAAUCUGAACUAUUUAACACUUAUAUGGCUUUAGAACGUCUUAUACAAGUUGGAGCAACGCCACCCAUUUUUACUGAUGGUUUAGGAGCUUUAGUAGAAAAAAUACGUCUAUAUCAAAACGAAGGCAGUAUGAUAGAACGAAAUUCAAGCACAGCUCCAAACAGUAUGAUGCAUUCGGGUAUUAUGCAAGCAAGAGAAAUUGAUGAUCCCCCAGGCCUGAGAGAAAAAGCUGAUGCUUUGUUAAGAGAAUGGGUUCACAUGUACCACCAACCAGCAGCUGGAAGAGAUUCAACCAAAGCAUUUUCUAACUUUGUUCAGCACAUGCAUCAGCAAGGUAUCCUUAAAACGGAUGAUCUUAUAACUCGUUUUUUCCGUCUGUGCACUGAAAUGAGUGUUGACAUGACAUAUAAAUUGAUGUCUGAACACGGAUCUCAACAUCAACCCUUACCAAUCAGUGUGAAAACUAAAUGUUUCCAAAGGUUGGAUGCCUUUGUACGUCUCAUAGCCUUACUUGUUAAACAUUCUGGGGAUGAAGCAAAUAUGGUUACUAAAGUUAAUUUACUUAACAAGGUUCUUGGUAUUGUCGCUGGCGUUAUGAUGCAAGAUCAUGAAUUACGUGAUGUUUCUUUUCAACAAUUACCAUAUCAUAGAAUCUUCAUAAUGCUAUUUAUGGAACUAAAUUCCCCCGAAAGAAUUUUAGAAAAUAUCAAUUAUCAAGUUCUCUGUGCUUUUUUUAACGUAUUUCACGUAAUGAGACCUUCUCGAGCUCCUGGAUUUGCAUUUGCCUGGUUAGAACUGAUUUCUCACCGUGUCUUUAUAGGUAGAAUGCUGGCAAUAACGCCAAAUCAACAAGGAUGGCCAAUGUAUGCUCAAUUGCUCAUUGACCUGUUUCGAUACAUGGCUCCAUUCCUAAGAAAUGCUGACCUCAAAAAAUCAACCUUGCUGUUGUAUAGAGGUGCACUUAGAGUAUUACUGAUCAUGCUACACGACUUUCCUGAACUGUUAUGUGACUACCAUUACGCAUUUUGUGAUGUUGUUCCACCAAACUGCAUUCAGAUGAGAAACCUUAUUUUAUCCGCAUUUCCCCGAAAUAUGCGUUUACCGGAUCCCUUUACACCAAAUUUGAAAAUUGAGAUGCUCCAAGAAAUUAACCAUGCGCCCAAGUGCCAAAUUAAUUAUGCAGGAGCUAUUCAACCAAGCUCCUUUAAGAAAGAUUUAGACUCUUAUCUGCUGAAUCGAGCUCCAGUUUCUUUCCUGUCAGAAAUGAGAAGCACUUUGCAACAACCUUGUCCUGAGCUUGGAACACGCUACAAUAUCAGCUUGAUGAACGCACUAGUGCUGUAUGUUGGAUCACAAGCCAUCAAUCAUAUAUACAGUCGAAAUCUGAGCCCUAAUAUGUCAGCUAUUGCUCACUCGGCUCACAUGGAUAUCUUUCAGAAUUUAGCUGUUGCUCUGGAUACGGAAGGUCGAUACAUUUUCCUCAAUGCUAUGGCCAAUCAUUUGCGUUACCCAAAUUCGCAUACUCAUUACUUCUCGAGCGCUCUAUUGUAUCUAUUUGCUGAAGCAAAUACCGAAGCUAUACAAGAGCAGAUUACUCGUGUGCUCCUUGAACGAUUGAUAGUCAAUAGGCCUCAUCCUUGGGGAUUGUUAAUAACGUUUAUCGAACUUAUAAAGAACCCCAGCUUUAAAUUCUGGCAGCAUUCAUUUGUUCAUUGCGCUCCGGAAAUUGAAAAAUUAUUUGAAUCGGUGGCAAAAUCAUGUAGUCAGCAAAAGCCGGCCCAUAAUUUACCUACUUCUGCUACUCCACCGCAUCAACAGGAGAAUAAUUCUGACUCGCAUCAGAUUAUAGCAUCUGCUUAA
Messenger RNA from Dimorphilus gyrociliatus, 7198 nucleotides. The record is from the annotation of a GenBank genome assembly. Lineage: Eukaryota; Metazoa; Annelida; Polychaeta; Dinophilidae.